Messenger RNA from Mya arenaria, 1349 nucleotides. RefSeq names its product replication termination factor 2-like. The record is from RefSeq and is a predicted model, not a curated record. Gene Ontology annotation, cellular component: nucleus. Gene Ontology annotation, biological process: mitotic DNA replication termination; site-specific DNA replication termination at RTS1 barrier. The transcript is spliced from 7 exons. Lineage: Eukaryota; Metazoa; Mollusca; Bivalvia; Myida; Myidae. Bases 88 to 1056 code for a protein of 322 amino acids.
CUAUUUUAUGCAGAGUUGGCUUUUAUUCACUUCCUGUUCUUCUUUUUAUUACAAAACAAAAAAAAAACACGCAGAUAUUUAGCAAUCAUGGGAUGUGAUGGAGGAACGAUUCCCACUCGUGAUGAGCUCGUCCGUAUGAAACAAAAGCCUGAAAAGAAAGACAGAACUGCUGAUCUUGCAGCCAAAUGGAAGCACUGUGCCAUCUCUCAGGAGCCACUCAGGGAACCGGUGAUGGCGUGUGAACUUGGAAGACUCUACAACAAGGAGUGUGCCCUGGAGUUUCUGAUCGACCGGUCAAAGUUUGAGUGUGCACCCAGCUUUGAGUAUCUCCGGGGUCUUAAGGACCUGAAGCAGUUGAACUUGACAGGGAAUCGUAGCUACGCAAGGCCAAAAUCAGACAAAGGAGAUGGCUAUGUGGACAAUCAGGACUCCAAAUUUAUCUGCCCAGUCGUUGGCUUAGAGAUGAAUGGAAUGCACAAGUUUAUGUACCUUUGGGGCUGUGGAUGUGUGCUGUCAGAGAGAGCUAUCAAAGAGGUCAAGGGAGACAACUGCCACAAGUGUGGUAAGCCAUUCCAAGAGGGCGAUGUGAUUGUGUUGAAUGGUACAGAGGAGGAAGUGGACCAGUUGAGAUCUCGCAUGGAGGAGAGACGUCUUCAGCAGAAACUGGAGAAGAAAGCCAAAAAGGCCAAGAAACAUAAAGCAGAGACAGCUACCUCAGAUUCUGCAGCAGAAUGUGGCCCCAGCACCAGCAAACAGGCCAGAUUAGAGCAACCAGUCAAUGGAGAUACAAAAUUGACCAAUGGUAGCAAAGUGUCAAAGGUUGUUGCCAAUGACAACAAGAAAUUGACCAAUGGCAGCAAAGGUUCUAAAACCCUAGCCAAUGGGACUACAGUCAGAAAUCCAUUGCUUGCAACUGCAGAUCUGCCCACUACAUCUAGCAGUAUUCAGAAGGACCCCAAAAGCAGUGCAGCUUAUAAAAACCUGUUUACGUCAUGUGACAGAGCUAAAAGGCAGAUGAAAGGUCAUUGGGUUACAUCCAACCCUUACUGGAUGUAAAAUUGGUUACUAUCAUCCAUUACUGAAUCAAAACUACAGUGUAUGUUAUAUUCAAGCCUUAUUGGUUACGGCUGUACUGUCAUCUAUAAUGACCAGUGGCAUUUGGCAUAAUUUUGAAGAAGAGAUGCUUAUUAUAAUAGAUACUUAACAUGUACAUAUAUGUGGGUUAAGAACCAUUGUGGUUUUGUUUUUAAGUGAUGUAAAUAAUUGUAAUGGAUAUUUGUCUUAUUCUUGUAAAUUCUUAAAUGAUUUUGUGCAUAUUUCCUUUAUUGUAAUAAAACAGUCAUACAAUU